AUGGCGCCGAACGAUAACCGCCCCGAUGCUGUGCCCGUCAAGGAUGAAGCAGACCUUGUCAUGUUUGCGCAGGUGAUUUCGGUCUCUUUUUCCGACGACCCGCUCCAUCGAUACGUCCUCAUGGGUAGCGAGUCUCAUCCGGGCCAUCCAAAAUUGCACACGCCGGGUUUUCAGGAAGAGAACUGGUUGGCGACGAUGAGAUCGCGGUUUGAGGGGGGCGGACUUCUGCUCCAGAGCUAUAACUGGGCGGCUGUCGCGGUGUGGCUACCGCCGGGUAUUAAGAAAGCUGCACCCCGUCUGCCCAUUCCAGAGGGAGCUGUUGAGUACCUGGAUAAAUUUGGCCAGAUUAAAAAGCAAUAUCUUGGCGAUCGACUGCACUGGUAUCUCAAUCUGAUAGCACGCGCUCCAGGCCGCUUAGACAAAGGUAAUUACAUCCACACUCUUUCCCGCCCAAACAACUUUCUCAUGCAUCUGAGCUUCUCAGGUGCCAUCAGGACUCUCAUCGAGCCAUAUGUGAGAAAGGCCCUAGAGGAAGGGUUUCCGGUCUACUUGGAGGCCACCAGUACGCAUGCUAGAGACAUCUACAUCUACUUUGGCUUUAGGGUCCUAGAGGAAGUUAGGAUAGGCGAGGGUAUAAUCAAUGCUGAAGGCUGGGUAGAGCAGGGUGGAGAGGGUGUGCUGCUCUGGGCAAUGGCUGCCGGCUUGUAG
This is a messenger RNA of Grosmannia clavigera kw1407, 708 nucleotides long. RefSeq lists its product as uncharacterized. The record is from RefSeq and is a predicted model, not a curated record. NCBI's taxonomy places the organism in Eukaryota, Fungi, Ascomycota, Sordariomycetes, Ophiostomatales, Ophiostomataceae. The coding region runs from base 1 to 708 and encodes 235 amino acids. The transcript has 2 exons.